AAGCCAAUAGCUGUGGUUAAUAAUAUUAAUAAUAUCCAUUGUGUCAAUAAUUUCUAGCUAGUUAAAUUUGUGAAGUGCGAGGGUACACGAAACAAACUUUUGGAACAUUGGAUCCACCGUGAAUGCAGUAGUGGAGCAAAUAAUAAGGAUACUGCCGAUGAAACACUGCCGAAUAACCACAAAACAAUUUGGUUUGUAAUAAUCAAUAAAAUUAGUUGAAGAAGAAAUGGGUCUUUUAACAAUACUAAAGAAAUUGAAACAAAAAGAGAAAGAGAUGAGGAUACUCAUGUUAGGACUGGAUAAUGCUGGUAAAACAACUAUCGUCAAAAGAUUGAUUGGUGAACCAAUCAACACAAUUUAUCCAACCCUUGGCUUCAACAUCAAAACAUUGGAUCACAACGGCUACAAACUCAAUGUGUGGGAUGUUGGAGGUCAGAAAUCGCUGCGCACAUACUGGAAAAAUUAUUUUGAAAGUACAGAUGGCUUAAUAUGGGUUGUGGACAGCGCAGACAGGCGUCGUUUGGAAGACUGCAAGGAAGAGAUGCACAAGCUGCUGCAAGAAGAACGCCUACAAGGAGCUAGUCUUCUUAUCUUUGCAAAUAAGCAGGACUUGCCUGGGGCUGUGUCAGUAGAGGACAUUGCACAAAUUCUAGAUUUGGAAAGUAUAAAGACUCAUCAUUGGAAAAUUUAUAAGGCUUCUGCCAUUACAGCUGAAAAUCUCUUGGAAGGCAUUAACUGGAUUGUGGAUGACAUAUCUAAAAGAGUGUUUUACAAUGACUGAUGUUGUGAGUUGGUUGUUGACAAAAGUUUCCAAAAAUUUGUAAAUUGUUCUUUACAUGUAAGAUAAGUCGCAAGAUAUAAUUUAUUAACAUUUUAGCAAAUUAAGUUCUACGUAAAAUAUCAUAACUUUUUAUACAUUCAUGCUGU
Messenger RNA from Copidosoma floridanum, 927 nucleotides. RefSeq names its product ADP ribosylation factor-like 2 (gene Arl2). Lineage: Eukaryota; Metazoa; Arthropoda; Insecta; Hymenoptera; Encyrtidae. Gene Ontology annotation, molecular function: GTPase activity; GTP binding. The record is from RefSeq and is a predicted model, not a curated record.